Messenger RNA from Labrus mixtus (cuckoo wrasse), 812 nucleotides. It is a transcript of the gene coa4, whose product is annotated as cytochrome c oxidase assembly factor 4 homolog, mitochondrial. NCBI's taxonomy places the organism in Eukaryota, Metazoa, Chordata, Actinopteri, Labriformes, Labridae. The coding region runs from base 180 to 440 and encodes 86 amino acids. The record is from RefSeq and is a predicted model, not a curated record. The transcript is spliced from 2 exons. Gene Ontology annotation, cellular component: mitochondrial intermembrane space. Gene Ontology annotation, biological process: mitochondrial respiratory chain complex IV assembly.
UGGAUGCACUAGUCCCCCGCCGAAAUAUGUCCGCCGUGUGACACCGUGAAGGCAUUUUUUUCCACUGCCGGAUAAACAAAGUUUAGAGCUUUAAAUGCAGGUUAUGGAAGCUUAAAUUCAAUGUCUUGAGAGGAAAACUGGCUUAAAGAAAACAAAAAGACUGCUUCACACGGAACAGGAUGGCGUCCCCUUCCCCACAUGACCGCAGCCGUAAAGAGGAGGACGAGGACGACCCUGUUGAACGGAUGAUAUCCCGCACCGGCUGUGCCGAGCUUCACUACGCAGUGCAGGAGUGCAUGGCUGAACACCAGGACUGGAGAGUGUGCCAGAGCCAGGUCCAGACUUUCAAAAGCUGCAUGAUGAAUUUCCAAAAUGCACAGAGAGAAAAGCUGAGGAAGCAGCAGCAAACCUCCACUUCAGCUGAGUCUGCAACCAGCUGAUAUCACAACAUCCAGCUGAUAUCACAACAUCCAACUGAAACCCAAGCACAGGAACGGGAUGUGUUUUUCAGAACCUUCUUGUUCUGCAUGAGGUGGGAAGACUAUAAUGAUUUAUACGUCAAUAAAUUAAGCUUUCACUUUCUUACGAUGUUAUUGGGUUCCCUCUAAUUGAAGUACUUGGUGAUGAAACUAUGUGUCUGUUUAUCUAUUACUGACAGAUGUCAGCCGAAAGUGACAGAAAUCAAAACGUCACUUGCCACAAUCCUCUGUGGGGAUUUGUUUUCUUUACAAACACAUAAGUACGUACAUGAUUUGCUCAGAUCAAGAGUUUGUGCAUACAAAAAUAACAAAAAAAUAAAUAUUCUAAAAGAC